AUUUGUUCUUGGCCUGUGACUUGCCAGUGUCUCCCCUUCUUCACCAGAGUUUGUCCUGUCCUCCUCUUCUCAUAGGGUCUGAAGCACACAUUCCGCCAUCAUGUCUGAGAAAAGAAUGACCUCGAGCCGUAAGCAUCAUCUGAAGAGCUUGAUGCUCCAGAUUGCAGCCAAUUUGAUUGAAGAGGAGAAAAAGGAAAUGAAGGAGGAGAAAGCCAAUUUCAUGGCUAAGAUCCCCGCCCUGGAUUUGUCUGGAGAUCAAGCGGCGCUGAUGGAAAUGCUCAAAAAGUUGUCCCAGACCAUCGACAAGGUUGAUGAGGAAAGAUAUGACGCAGAAGCAAAAGUGAAGAAGACCGAAAAAGAGAUUGAGGACUUGAAGAUGAAAGUUAUUGAGGUUCAGGGCAUUAAGAAGCCAGCUCUGAAGAAAGUGCGUAUGUCUGCUGAUGCUAUGCUUGCAGCUCUGCUGGGCACCAAGCACAAGGCUUCCAUGGAUUUCAGAGCCAACUUGAAAGAAGUGAAGAAGGAGGUCAAAGAGGAGGAGGAAGUUGGUGACUGGCGUAAGAACGUUGAUGAACAGGCUGGCAUGGAUGGCAGGAAGAAGAAGUUUGAGUCCACAUAAAUGAUUGAAUUAGUUUUGGUGUUCAAAACCACGGAGGCUACUGAGUGAUUCAUUUAUCUUUGUCAUUAUUUUGAGGCACUGUUAGAGAGUUAGAGUAUAGCAUCUGAUAAGCACUUAUACUAACUGUAAACUGUCAUUGAAUUGUAACAUAUUUUCCAAAUGUAUAGGCUUAUCGAAAAUAUAUUCAACUGCCAAACUGCAGUAAUUAAAUAAAUUUCAGCAACAUGGUGAAAUGAUAGACAUUUCGUGGUCCUGUAUUGUGUUCAAUUUUGUUACCCCUUUCAGAUUUGGUCCCUCAAUGCUUUUGGAUGUAAGAUGUUCUGAAGUGUGGUUGCAAAAAAGUUGACUUGCUUCCCUUCUAAUUUCGGGAAUCUUCCAAUCAGGAUUUCUGGAACACCUAGAGAUUUUGGGAAAGUUACCAGCAUUUUGCAACUCUAUUCUGGAGAAGCCUAGAUCAGCUUGGGUCAAGGAUAUCCAAAUACUAUAUAAAAAAAUCUGAAUUAUAAACCACAAGAUGUCAGGAUAGUAGAACAUUCUAUCUCUUUCUUAUGACCUUUCCUCUUUCUUUCAUUCCCUCUACCCCACUCUCUCCUCUUUCUCGGACGGAUUCCUCUUUGACCAACAAACAAGCAUGUCAUCUUUGACAAAUAUUCAUCAAACAUCCUCCCCAUAAACUUUCAAAUUGAAGGUAUGGCAAUGGAUAAAGGGAGGAAAGUUAAUGAGUUUUGAACAAACAAAGGCAAAAUGCACUUGUAACCAAGUGUAAUGUGUAACCAAGCAGAAUAAUAAGUAGAGUAGCAUUUCAGUUAUGUGUUAUUUGUUUAUCUACAUUUGUUAUAUGUGGGCCUGCUUAAUUAAGCACUCAACUUAUUAGAUUGUGUUUUGUCUUUAAGACAAUAAAUUAAUGUACAACUUUUGAAAAUCUAUUAAGAUUGUAAAGUAGUUUUCUGGAAUUGAUAGUAUGAUUCACUUGUUUAAUUACAUUACUAUGAUUCACUUGUUUAAUUAGAUUCCAACUUCAAUUCAUAGAGAUUUUAAAAAUAACAUUUCUAUACAGUAUUGAUUACACAUUUAGGCAUCCAAAAGGAACUGAAAGUAAAUUUUUGUCCAAUACUUACAUUUGUUAUCCAUGUUGCCCGUGAAUAUCAUAGACAUAGAAUAACUUCACUCAUAUCUAUAAUUACUUUCCCAAUCGCUCCCAUACUGUACUGUAAUUCUAUACUCACUAGCCAGAGCAACAUACAUGUAUUUUCUUGGAAGACAUCUCGAAGGAAAUAAUAUGAGGUGAACAGGGUUGGGCAGAGUGUAUUUCAGGAGCUCGAUGUUCCAUUGGUCUGACACGGAAACCACUUCCAUAAAGAGGACCCAGUGCUUCUGCUGAUGUAUCAUCCGACACCAUAUAUACCGUGUUUCAUGUUUCACUGCCUGUUGCUUGCCACUGUGCUAGUCUUCCCUUCUUCCUCCAGGUGUGUCCUGCCCUCUUCCUCUUCCUUUCAUAGGGUGUGAAGCACAACAACAGCCAAGAUGUCAGA
Messenger RNA from Oncorhynchus nerka (sockeye salmon), 2148 nucleotides. Its product is annotated as troponin I, fast skeletal muscle-like. Gene Ontology annotation, biological process: cardiac muscle contraction; skeletal muscle contraction. The transcript has 8 exons. The record is from RefSeq and is a predicted model, not a curated record. Gene Ontology annotation, cellular component: troponin complex. The coding region runs from base 101 to 616 and encodes 171 amino acids. NCBI's taxonomy places the organism in Eukaryota, Metazoa, Chordata, Actinopteri, Salmoniformes, Salmonidae.